AUGAAGGACUAUUCCGAUGUCAUCCUCUAUCCAGAGACAACUGAGCUGAGCAAGACAGAGUUCUGCAAUCCUGCUUUCGACCCUGAAGCAGGGCCUUCUUGCCCUCCACCAGCCUUACAGAAAGAUGCCAGCAGCAGCCUCAAAGCUCCCUGGCGUGCCCAGCAUCUCCGAGGGCUACAACCGGACUGCCAUUUCUCUUCCCUGUGUAUCCUGCUGCUCAGUGGCCUGCUGCUCCUGCUGCUGGGGCUACUGGUGACUGUCAUCCUGGCUCAGUUGCAGGCUACAUCCCUCCCUACGACAACUGAGAGCCCACUGCCCACCCAAGGCCUCGCCCCCAAGGGUAGCAUUCCUAGUACCAAUCCUAACACCAGCACCAGCACCACCACCACCUCUCCAGCAACCGCGGAGCAGCAGGAGGCAGCCGUGAGCCCUACACACCAGACCACCUGCGGAGGCCUCCUUCCUGGCCCGAGGGGUUUCUUCAGCAGCCCCAACUACCCAGACCUUUACCCACCCCACAGUCGCUGUGUCUGGCAUAUCCAGGUAGCCACAGGCCAGACAAUACAGCUCAAGAUUCAAGCCCUCAGCAUAGAAGGUGUGCUUGCCUGUCUUUUUGAUCGCUUGGAAAUUACCCCCGAGCCUUCAGGCCCUCUCCUCAGGGUGUGUGGUAAAACGCCUCCAGCCACACUAAACUCCAACACCAGCCACCUCCGUGUGUCCUUCGUCUCUGAUGCUGACGUGGAAGGGUCCGGUUUCCAGGCCUGGUACCAAGCUGUGGCCCCGGGGCAUUGGAGCUGUGCCCACAAUGAGUUCCGCUGCGACCUGCUCCUCUGCCUGACGCACGACUUAGUAUGUGAUGGUAUUCCCAACUGUGCCGAUGGAAGUGAUGAGGCCAACUGCAGCGCCAAGACCUUGGGGUGUGGAGGAAAUCUGACUGGGCUCCACGGGGUGUUCUCUACUCCCAACUACCCACAGCACUACCCUCAACAACAGCUCUGCACCUGGUACAUCUCAGUGCCCGUGGGAUACAGCAUAAGGCUACAGUUCCACAACUUCAGCCUGGAAGAGCAAGCUGAGUGCAAGUUUGACUAUGUGGAAGUGUACGAGGCCAGCAGUUCUGGAGCCUUCAGCUUCCUGGGCAGGUUCUGUGGCGCAGAGCCGCCACCCUACCUCGUCUCCUCGCGGCAUCAGCUGGCUGUAAUCUUUAAGACCGAUCUUGGUAUCAGCAGCGGGGGCUUCUUAGCCACCUACCAGGCCAUCAAUACUACAGAGAGUAAGUGCCCCUGGGCAGGGGGGGUAGAGUUCUGCCAGGACGGAGGGUGUGGGGAACUGCAGUGGAUGUGUGACCUAUGGAGAGACUGUGAAAACGACAGCAAUGACAAUUGCAGCAGCCACUUGUUCCCACAACCAGAGCUGACCUGUGAACCUGUCCAAGUGGAGAUGUGUCGCGGACUAAGCUACAGCACCACAGCUUUCCCCAACAUCUGGGUGGGCCUGGCCACCCAGGCAGAGGUGGCAGACAUCCUCAGAGGCUACAAGAGUCUGACAACUCUACCCUGCUAUCAGAACUUCCGGAGGUUCCUUUGCAGACUGCUUGUACCUCACUGCACCCCACUAGGCACUAUCCUACCCCCUUGCCGCUCUGUCUGCCAGGAGGCAGAACAACAGUGCCAGUCUAGCCUGGCACUACUGGGCACCCCCUGGCCCUUCAACUGCAACCGGCUGCCCGAAGCGGCUAGCCUGGAAGCUUGUUCCCAGCCCUGA
Molecule: messenger RNA, 1764 nt
Organism: Arvicola amphibius (Eurasian water vole)
Lineage: Eukaryota; Metazoa; Chordata; Mammalia; Rodentia; Cricetidae
Gene: Mfrp
Product: membrane frizzled-related protein
Exons: 13
Coding region: 1-1764 (587 amino acids)
Molecular function (GO): protein binding
Source: RefSeq, a predicted model, not a curated record